AUGGGGAGAGGAAAGGUGGUCCUGGAGAGGAUUGAAAACAAGAUCAGUCGUCAAGUAACUUUCUCCAAAAGAAGAAAUGGUUUGCUCAAAAAAGCUUAUGAACUCUCUCUUCUUUGUGAUGCUGAGGUUGCUCUUAUCAUCUUCUCUAGCCGUGGCAAGCUUUUUGAGUUUUGUAGCAGCACUGACAUUAACAAGACCCUCCAGCGGUACCAGCAAUGUUGCUACAGCACAGAAGGCGCCAAUAUUCCUGAGGAAGGGUCACAGACCUUAUACCAAGAGGUCUCAAGGUUAAGGGCAAGAUGUGAGAGUCUUCAGCGCUCUCAAAGGAAUUUUCUUGGAGAAGAACUUGAACCACUUACGGUGAAAGAGUUGAAGAAGAUUGAGAAACAGCUGGACAAAACUCUUUCAGAAGCUAGGCAAAGGAAGACGCAACUGUUAUUUGAUAGGGUGGAAGAGUUACGCAAAAGGGAACAAGAUCUUAAAGAAAAAAACCAACAGCUCUGGAUUAAGGUAUUUUUUUUCUUGAAUUCACACCAUUCAUAA
Molecule: messenger RNA, 543 nt
Organism: Populus nigra (black poplar)
Lineage: Eukaryota; Viridiplantae; Streptophyta; Magnoliopsida; Malpighiales; Salicaceae
Product: MADS-box transcription factor 6-like
Exons: 6
Coding region: 1-543 (180 amino acids)
Biological process (GO): positive regulation of transcription by RNA polymerase II
Cellular component (GO): nucleus
Molecular function (GO): protein dimerization activity; RNA polymerase II cis-regulatory region sequence-specific DNA binding; DNA-binding transcription factor activity, RNA polymerase II-specific
Source: RefSeq, a predicted model, not a curated record